Molecule: messenger RNA, 2400 nt
Organism: Puccinia triticina
Lineage: Eukaryota; Fungi; Basidiomycota; Pucciniomycetes; Pucciniales; Pucciniaceae
Exons: 9
Coding region: 1-2400 (799 amino acids)
Source: RefSeq, a predicted model, not a curated record
AUGGCCGCCAGGGACAGAGCGAGGACUAGGGAACACUGCCCGGCGGACGGCGGCCUGAUGGCCCAGCUCAGAGCAAGAGCCGCCCUCAGAGUCAAACCCCACCACCCGCCACUGCCCGUAUCCGUCUUCCUGUGGGAAUCCCCCCCGCUGGGUGCACGCUACAAGAUCACCUUCCUCGUCCGGCUCGAAGCGGAUGGCCAGGAGGCAGUCGGCUUCCGCUUCGAUGACACCGUCUCCGAAUCCCCUCGGCAGAUUGCCUGGGGCGGCAUGGUCGGCACGCCACAGUCGCCGCGUUGUUUCCUCGACGGCUCGCAAACCUUCCUCACUGAUUCAGCUUCCAAGCCGAUCGAAAGGUGCAGGAGUGGAUGGCACGUCCGGAUCGGCAAAGUCUCCCAAAUCGUCAGCCUAUUCGAAAACACUCCGGAUUCCUUGCUCAUCAAGCUGUCCCUCCGAAAAAUCCACGCCGGCACUCAUAUCACCCAUCUGCUCUCCCAGCCUCAGCCCCCAGUCUCCCUACAAGCUGAGAAACCUCAUCAAAGCGAUCUUCGAUCUUCUAGAAACACUCCAUCUAGUUCCCCAACCAAAACUCACCAGAAGCACUGGGGAUCAGCCUCCAAACUGCAACUGCUCCCCCAUCCGAAUCCACACAUCCUUCCCGUCAAAUCACCCAUCACCCCGCCACUACUCCUCCAUUCGAGCUGCAAGGACUACACCACCCAGGAAGCUCCAAGACGCUUUCAAUCUUCGCCAUCACCCUCUAAUAUCUCCCCGCAUCCCACAAACCAAAUCGCCCAUCGUCCAUCACAUCAUCACAUCUCAGCAGCAGCCGCAGCAUCAACCCCGCUCAAACCCACCUGGACCACCAACCUCCCGAGAUCUGUGCAGCCUUCACCAAAAUCUAGCGUCUCGGCGCGUCCAAAAACGCCAAAUGUGCCAUCUUAUAAUGUGCCAGCUGUUCAGACCUCCCCGAAAGUCCUCUCGGCAUCUUCAGCCACCUAUAAAACCCCACCGCGAGCUCCAACAUCGAGUGACCGCGACGGGCGUUUUCUGGAAGCUUCUCUCUCAGCUUCACUCCCAGGCUCGUCCGAGCGGCACCAGAAACCCGAUCCUGACGACAUCUCAAAUCUCGCUCCAGAAAUAUCCCCUUCCACCAAGCUGAAUACCCCCAUGGCCAAGAUCACACCUCCUUCACCCAACCCCCCCGCCGCUACUCAAGUGGAUCUGUCACAAAGCAAACCUAGUCUGUCUGCACUAUCCACUCCGACUGCUCUCGAAACUGCACUCUCCACGGGUUCACAUACAUUCUUCGUCCCAAACGCCCAACAAGAGACCCCCCCGGAAAUGGUCUGUUUUCUAUUUCCCCCGAAUGCCAAUCGAGCGAGCGAGCGAAGGCUAUACGUUCCCCACUCCGCCUUGAUCAAGGUAGAGUAUUUCAAGCAGGCGCUUGAAUCUCCGAAUCCAACCUUAUCCAUCGAUACAAGCCGGUCAAAACUCUCGCCACCAUUUCAAAUCGUGAAACACGGCCUACUCGCAUUCUUGCGUUUCAUUCCUGGGCUAGCAUUCCAGCUCCACCGCCGUUUGGCUCCAUCCCCCACGGCCGAGGUUCCCGCGACGGAUGUCCAAAAUAAUAACCGCGUGCUCUCCAUUUCCCUUGACGCAAUGUCAAGGAUUGGUCUCGGCUUGGUCACACUGGCCUAUAGCUCCUGUUUAGACGCCAUGAAACUGCUCUUCGACGAGUCGUGUAAGGUCAUGGACGCGCUGAUCCCUCAGCCGCAAGUUGAUGCUACUCGAGCUGGCGGCACUACCACUGCUAUGAAGAUCCUCUUCACCAUUCGAGUCGGGUUAGGGGAAAUCUGUCACGCUGCAUUGACCAUCCAAAAAUAUCUGACCGAGCUUGGAUGCGUGUUUGGAGACGACUCUGACGAUGAACUUGAGUCUGAAAACGUCGCAGAUGAUGUCCAGGCUCCAUCAAUUCAGCCAAAAGUCACAUUUACAAUCAAUCAUAUUGCGUACCCCACACUUUGCGGUGUAGCUGAUUAUCUACAGUAUGGAGCAAUCAAGUUUGCGCCCCUCCACUCAAACUUCGUAGUUCGAAAAGCGUCAGCAUGCACUUUAUCACAAGAUGAUUCCAGGACUGUCCCACUCGGGCAAGAGUUCUCCUCACAACGUCGGGCGUAUAUUCACUCCCACUCGCGGUGCAUUGCCCUGCAUGGAUUUUCAAAUCCACAAGUGAGGCUGACUCCGUGUAACCCUGCAAGUAUCUACGCUCUUGCCAGUCGACUGAGGUUGGAAGAGCUGAAAAGUCUUGCAAAUCGACAGAUUAUGCACGAAUUGUCGCCAAUAAACAUUUUCAGAAUGCUCAAAACUGCUUCAUCGCACAAUCACAAACAGUUGUACUAG